Molecule: messenger RNA, 4533 nt
Organism: Phasianus colchicus (ring-necked pheasant)
Lineage: Eukaryota; Metazoa; Chordata; Aves; Galliformes; Phasianidae
Source: RefSeq, a predicted model, not a curated record
ACUUUUUCUACAAAUCAGGCUGAAGGGGAGAAUGACUUUCUGGAUUUAAAGAUUUCUGUAUCUGGCUUAAGUUGUUUGUUUUUUUUUUUUUCUUGCUCAAAUAGUAAAUAAAAUCUUCAGGGUGACAUCUCUGUAAUAAAAAGUGGAUUACUGUCUCUGUGAUCUGUCAGUGAGUGAAUGAACAUGUUCUGUAUCCAAGUUCAUCUCUGACUUACUAUGAAAUGUGCUGUCAAUAUCUGUUCUCCGAGAAACCAUUUUCUGGGUUACUCUUCAGGUGGGUUCUUACUGAGCCCAUGUGGCUGCUUGAGCAUCCUGGAAAUGGAUGAGGCCACCUCAGUGCUGGGUGCCUGUGUUCUGCAGCUGCUGGGUGAUUUGGCUGUAGAGGCAGGGAAUGAGUUGAGCACAGUCUGCAGGUACACGUGUGUCUGGUAUUAUCAGCAGGCAAAACGAGCACAAAAGGCAGGGAUCUGCCCACCUGUAAUUAAAGAGAAUACAUGAUUUAAAUGAUUCUGGCAGUGCAAGUAACUUCUAAAACCUGAUAAUUUUAACUCAGGCUGAUUUCUGGCUUGGCAUGUGGUACUUUGCACCUGCAUCCUCUGUGAUGUAUUCCUGGGCAUGGUUUGGGCAUGUGAACAAACCGAAUGAAUGCUGUGAGCAGCACUUCUACUUUUGGACAUGUGCAGUAAUUAAAUGCAAUGUGUAAUGAAGCUACAGAGCUUGGGAAAAAAAUGUACCCUGUUUGGACAAUAAGAGAAAAAAAAAUGUUUGCAAAACAAAUAUAUAAAAUACUGCCAUCCGUACUGUAACAAUACCAGCAUGCAAAAUUUCUCUGGAAAUAAAACCAGGGUAAAAAGUUUGUGCUGCUUUAAUCUUUAUUAGCUGCUUUGGUUCCACAAACCCAAGAUAAACUGAACUCAUUACAUGAAGAACGUGUCUCGUAUUUUGUCAUUUUGACUUCCUUUUUCUUUCGUCUCACUUUGCAGCUCUGUAUCGCUCCUGGGAGGGAUGUCUUUUGGAAGGACAGCUUUUAGGACACGUUGCGGCGCGGCACAGGGCGCACGUAUGAGAAACUGUAGUUUGCCUCAGGGGGCAAAUUGCGAUUUACGUUAUGAUGAGGGGAGCUGUGGGGGGGUUGGGGGGGGGGCGCUGUUAACGGCUGCUGCCCGGCUCCGCCCCGCGCGCCGACCGUUUACUUUCGAACGGCGCGGCCGUUGGCGCUGCGGCGCAUGCGCGGCUCGGCGCGCUGAGGAGAGCGGCGGGGCCGUGAGGGGCGGCCGGCGCGCUGAGGACAUGCAUCAAUUCGAGGAAGAAUUGACUUGCUCCAUUUGCUACAGCCUGUUUGAAGACCCACGUGUCCUCCCUUGUUCCCAUACCUUUUGCAGGAGCUGUCUGGAAAGUGUUAUUCAGCUGUCAAGCAACUUUUCCAUUUGGAGACCCUUGAGAGUUCCUCUGAAGUGCCCGAACUGCAGGAGUGUUGUUGAGAUUCCUGCCUCUGGCACCGAGUCGCUGCCCAUCAACUUUGCAUUGAAGGCCAUCAUUGAGAAGUACCGCCAGGAGGAUCACUCUGACGUGGCCACCUGCAGUGAGCACUACAGGCAGCCCCUGAACGUGUACUGCCUUUUGGAUAAAAAGCUAGUGUGUGGCCAUUGCCUUACAAUAGGAAAACACAACGGUCAUCCCAUAGAUGACCUUCACAGUGCCUACCUAAAAGAGAAAGAGUCUUCUGGGAAAAUUCUCGAGCAAUUAACUGAUAAACACUGGUCUAAUGUAUGCUUGCUUAUUGAAAAGCUAAAAGAACAGAAGUCUCAGUGUGAAAGCAUUGUUCAGGAUGAUAAAAAGGUAGUGGUACAGUACUUUAAGAAGCUUAGUGAGACACUGGAACAUAAAAAACAAGUUCUGCUGACUGCACUGGAUGAAAUCAACAGACAAAUUUUAGAAGAAUAUGAACCUCACAUUGAGAAGUUGAAAAAAAUAAGGGAAGAACAACUGGAAUUAAUGUCACUGAAUACUUCUAUUCAGAAAGAAGAGUCUCCACUUGUUUUUCUUGAGAAGGUGGACAGUGUGCAUCAACGUAUAAAAGCUCUGAAAGAGAAGGAACUGCCGGAUGUUAAACCUGUGGAGAUUUACCCAAGGGUUGGGCACCUGUUGAAGGAUGUGUGGUCUAAAACUGAAAUUGGUCAGAUCAACAAGAUCCUGACUCCGAAAAUAAAACUGGUUCCAAAAAGGAAACUGCACAGCAGGAGCAGUGAAAAGGAAAGAGGAAAACCUGAAGAACUUCUCCAGGCUGCGAAUCCUCUAUCAGUCACCUUUAUUUUUACAGUAAUAAUAGUGAUAGCCGUGCUUUCAUUUCACAAACCAAUAUCAUCGGUUGUCAUUGAAUCCAUUCCCACUUAUAUUUCAGAUUUCUUGUUCUUUAUUUAUCAAGAUUUCUGCACCUGUUGGCAGAACACAGUGGAUGUGGUGUGCUACAAAUUGAAUUUACUGGUGGAGUUUUUAGGGAGAAUUGUUCCUAUUUGACUGUUUCAGUGAUUAGAUUUAACGUCAGAAACACCAUGAUGUCUUUAAAGUUUCAAUUGAGAAGCCAAGUUCUCAGAACUGUGCUUUUUCUUUCUUUUCACAUAUCCUUCUUUUUAUCCUAUAGCUUUCCUCUCAGUUAACAGUUAGGAAAGGAGAACGUUUACAAUGAAAAGGUUUUUUCAGAUGCUCACGCAGUAAGGUAGGUAAGCAGAUAUUUAAACUGGAAGCCAUCAGAAACAACGCGUGUGUAAGAAAGCUGCAAUCAGUUUACAAACUGUAAUCUGGAAGAGAGCAGUUUCCAGUUUGUAGUAAUUUCUUGAACAUCUACUUUAAAAAAAAAAAGGCAACAUAAAUGGAAAUAUUUUUUUAAUAAAAGCAGUACAACAUGAAAAGUUUUUAAAAGCACCUGACCACUCACUGGCUGCUCCUAGACAAGUCAGUCACUUGGUCUGGUGUACACAGAACUCUUCUGCUGCGUUUUAUUGAUCUCUUUUUAAUUGAUAUAGCUGUAGUCUUUAAGUCAUGUGUUAAUGGAUCUGGUUUUCAUUUUGUGUGUUCUUGGCUGCUGGUGACACGAUCCUGUUUACAGAGCAGUAUCUGUAGUACCUGUGGUAAAAUACUGCACACAGCUUUUAGUGCCAGCUGUGCACUGUGCACAAAUCAGGUAUUGAUUCUAGCAGGGAAUUUCCAGUGCUCAUAAUGAUCCUUGACUUUCUGCUGAAAGAUUUAGUGUGUAGUGAAAAUAGAUACAUACUGCAAUAAGUACCAAAGCUCCCUUCAAAGUCAGCGACAUGAGGAUUUCAGAUGUUAUCAAGAGUCCUUAAACAACUUGAAAAUGAGUGUAAAUCUAUUUCUAGCUUUUCAGCACAAAUGAUGGAGACUUUAACUUGACAUAGAAGCAAAGCCAUAGCAUUUUGUUCUGCAGUCAAAUAAUUGGUGACAUGCUUCUCUUCCUAUGAUGAGGUACUAAACUGCACUCAGUAGAAAAACUCACAAUGGAAGCAGAUUUUGACCCGCAGUUAUUAACAGAUUGAUUACAGGCUGGAAUAAUUGUUAACUGUUGCAGUUAGAACAGCAGAACACAGAUAAGUUUACAAAAAUGAAUAUAUGUCUAAUUUUGACUCAGUGCAAAUAAUAGUAUAUUCUAGCAUAGCAGCAUUCCUUGGGUGCUUUGUUAUUUAAAGAUACUCAAGUUGUUGAACUAGUGAUGUAAUUGUGAGACCAGCCUUUCACAACUUGGUGUUUUAAAACCCUUGUGCAAACCCAGACCUGCCUGCUCUACCAGCAGGUGCUGCUGGGGGGUCCUGCAGAACAGUAGUAAUUGCUGCCACUGAUGUCAGUGAGGGCUGAGAGCAAGACUGAUCCUCACGUGUGAUGCUGAUGUAUUUCUUAAGCAGAAAUAAAAUCCUGAGCUUAUUGGUAUUCUCAUGUUAUGGUAUUGAUAAAACAUUAAGUCUAACCAAGUGGCAACUGUGCAGCACCCUUCUCAGCAACUUGGUGCUUCGUGUUUCUCAGAUUUGACUGAAAUGUCAAUGAUAAGCAAUGCUUCAGAGGAGCAGGCCUCUGCCCUGCUUGUCUGUGGUUUGUACUUCUAGCAUGAACAAUGGCAAAUCCCACUGAUACUGCUGGUUGGAUUGUGAAAUCGUGUGUAGGCAUAGCCUAGGAUGGGUUAAGUGCCCAAUAAAACUGGAAGUGGGCUCUCUGUCUUUCCCUCAAGCCCUUCUGGAUGGCUGCCAUCUGGCACAACCUGGUGCUAUGUCUGCUACCACACAUCUGCUUUUUUUGAUCUAUCUGCUUUUUUUUAUUUUCCUGACUUUUACAAAUAUUAUGGAAAGUUUAUAAUGCAAUUUUAUUUUUCCAGAUUACGUGAAUUUAUAAGAUGUCUUUAUCACUGAUUGAUAGAAACAUUUAGUACUCAUACUUAUCAGUGUACUAUAUAUUUUAAUAAAUUUGCAUAUUCUUACAUUAGAGUUGGCUAACACCUUGAUUUCCUUACUGAUCACUCUCCCUCUAAUC